This is a messenger RNA of Chironomus riparius, 931 nucleotides long. The record is from the annotation of a GenBank genome assembly. NCBI's taxonomy places the organism in Eukaryota, Metazoa, Arthropoda, Insecta, Diptera, Chironomidae.
UCCCUAGCUCCAACCCUGAUUUAAUAAAGAUUUAAAAAUAAAACUUCAAUUCAUUGAAAAAAUCUGAUUGCAAUAAACUUUGAGAAAAAUUCAUCAGAAUUUUGCUAAGUUUUCACUUUUCAUCUCAUUCAUCGCUCUUCAAAUUCACAUAGUCAGUAUGUAUUGCAACAAAUCGGAAUUAUUUCACGAAUACUCGACAAUUUUGAGAACAUUAGACAAGAUAAAUUGCAAUAAGCAGAACGAUGUGAUGUCUUCAGGUGAUUUUGUGAGAAAAACUUCAAAGACGAGCUUUAUCAAAGAAGAUGAACCGAUGAAAAUGAUUGAUGCUCAAGAGAAGCGAGUUGAUACAAAUUCCGAAAAGUCUCAGAUUAUUGAAAUUUAUGCAUUGAUGUUGUCUGUUGUGUCUUUUCUGCUCGGCUUCUGUCUCAAAAUUGCUUUAAGUUCCUUAGAUUUUUUUGCAAACCUUUCAAGGACUCUAACGAUUAUGUGCAUUGAUGAUUUGUGGAGUGGAAGUAAUGAACCUUUUCUGCUUACUUAUGACAAUUUCAAGGCUUUAAUCAUCAAAACGGCUAUGGACUUUAAUGGACGGAAAGUUUUGCUAUUAAUUGGAGUCUGGACAACGGCAAUUGGUUAUGCCAUCAGCAAACUAUUGUUCCAAAUUGUUAAAUUUUUGCUGGUUCAAGUGCCUGUGCCAAAAUAAAGGAAUUGGAAGUAUCUUAUAGAAACCGUUAAACAUGUGACUACAUCUUUUUGAAAUUUUUUUCUACAACUGUUAAAAUUAAUUUGAAUUUUUUCAGUCAGAGUUUCUCGACUUUUUUCAGUCACAAAAUAUUUUAAGAGGAACUAGGAAUCAUCUGCUAGUCAUUAAUUUACAAUCUGGACCUUUAAAGAUCAUAUGUGCCAAAGCACGACGCUUGAGAAGAUCCAGUAG